Messenger RNA from Colossoma macropomum (tambaqui), 5639 nucleotides. RefSeq names its product integrin, alpha 3b (gene itga3b). The transcript is spliced from 26 exons. Gene Ontology annotation, cellular component: external side of plasma membrane; integrin complex. The coding region runs from base 135 to 3254 and encodes 1039 amino acids. The record is from RefSeq and is a predicted model, not a curated record. Lineage: Eukaryota; Metazoa; Chordata; Actinopteri; Characiformes; Serrasalmidae. Gene Ontology annotation, biological process: leukocyte migration; cell-cell adhesion; cell-matrix adhesion. Gene Ontology annotation, molecular function: integrin binding.
GGGAGGUGGAGAGAGAGAAAGCGAGCAUCUAGCGCUCACUAUGCGGGAGCUUUCCUAUGGCGUGUGACUGAGGGAGCUCGUCUGUAUAUCCCGUUUUCAUUGGGACUGAGUGAGAGCAGAGAGCAGGGGUAAACAUGGCUCCCAGCGCGCUGCACUUGUGCCUGUUCGUGAUUUACGCCGUUCAGCCGGGCUGUGGAUUUAACAUUGACGUGCGUUUCCCGGUCAUCAAGGAGGGAAAAACUAAAGGCAGUUUCUUUGGUUUUUCCGUCGCGCAGCAUGAACAGACUGAAAAGGCAAAGAAGUACCUGCUCCUGGCUGGUGCGCCCAGAGAGAAAGCUUCAUCCCGACUCAAAGUAAAUGAGACCGGAGCCGUAUAUUCCUGCCCUAUUACCACUGAUGUGACGGACUGCACCAGAGUGGAGCUCAUCACUUCAACGGACUCAUCUGAGAUGAUAGAGGGCAUGUGGCUGGGGGUGACAGUAGCCAGUCAGAGAGAGCAGCCUGGUGGACGAGUGCUGGCUUGUGGUCACCGCUAUGUAAAAAUAGUGCGCGGGGGCACGGAGGAGCAGCGGAGAAUGGUGGGCAAGUGCUUUGUCCGGGGCAAUGACCUGACAUUUGACCAUAACGACGACUGGCAGACCCACACAUAUGAAGUGUGCAACCCCAACUUUGAUAUGGAGCUGGAGGGCAUGUGCAAUAUGGGCAUCUCUGCAGGCAUGACGGAGAGUGACGUCUACAUCGGCUGCCCUGGCAGCUACCUGUGGCAGGGCAAUGUCCAUGUAACGUGGAGAGACACCAAACCGGAGAACUCUUGGGAUUACAACGUCAAAGACUUUGAGCCAAAGGACAGGCGGAACAGCUACAUGGGAUACUCUGUUACUGAACAUAAGAAGUUACUGGACAGAAAGGAGUACACUGUGGUCACAGGGGCUCCCAGAGAUGAGUCCAGAGGAUCGGUUACUCUAGCAACGAAAGGGAAGUCCAACAUUGAGGUCAAGCAGACAAUUGUAGGGGAGCAAGUGGGCUCUUACUUUGGGAGCAGCAUAGCAGUGACAGACCUCAACAAUGAUGACUGGAACGACCUGAUCGUUGGAGCACCAUUUUACUUCGACCGCUACAAGGAGCAGGGCGGAGCGGUGUAUGUCUUCAUGAAUGAGAAUGGAUCAUUUGAAAAGAAGAUAGUCCUGAAGGGUGUAAAGGAUUCAGCAUUUGGAUUAGCUGUGGCAGCUAUAGGAGACGUCAAUCAGGAUGGAUUUCAAGAUUUUGCAGUGGGAGCUCCUUUCCAUGAUUCUGGAAAGGUCUAUGUGUGGAUGGGCAGCAAGGAGGGCAUAAUGAAGGACUACAGCCAGGUUAUUGAAGGGAAGUCUGUGGGCACCGGUGGGUUCCAGACAUUUGGCUAUUCUCUCAGUGGAGGCAUGGACAUGGAUGGAAACAAAUACCCUGACAUCUUGGUUGGCUCGCUUGACGACCGCAUAGCCCUUUUGAGGGCACGUCCGGUCAUCCAUUUAUCCAGAAAUUUCAUGGUAGAGCCGAAGAUUGUUGACCCCAGCCAGUGCAAGGGUGCUUGUGUGACAGUGAAGGUGUGUUAUGCCUAUACACUGAGCAAUGGAAACCGUGACUUCAAGAACGACAUUUCUGUGAAGUACACCAUAGAGGCUGACCGUGCUCAGCGCAACCCAAGGGUCCAGUUCGUUGACACCAAGCUGAACACCUACACAGGUGUCUUGGCCUUCUCCUCCCCCACCUGCCAGGAACUCAAACUGAGUGUGAAUGAGCAGGUGAAGAACAAGCUGGAGCCAGUGGUAUUUCUGCUGAAUGUGUCCUUACACGAGCCUGAGGUCAAGGCCCAGCAGGCCCUGCAAAACCUGGAUGCGUUCCCUGUGCUUAGCAGCAAGCAAGGAGUUACUGAGAAAACUGAGAUCAACUUCCGAAAGGAGUGUGGUUCUGAUAACAAAUGCAGCAGUAAUCUACAGGUGAAGGCAGUGUUUGUGAAUGAAUCCCAAAAACCCUUCCCUAGUGAUGGUGGAAGUCAGACCAUAGAGUAUAACAGCAACAUUAAGAGGUUAACGCUACUUGUGGAGGUGACCAAUCUACCUGAGCAGGGCAGGGAGGCAGAGGACGCUCAUCAGGCAGUGCUCAACAUCACAAUCCCUCCGGCCCUGAAGUACUCCGGCUGGCGCCCACAGGACGCAGACAUUGUAUGCAGACCCAACACAACUGUGAUCUGUGAACUUGGGAACCCAUUUAAGAGCAACAAGAAGACCACUUUCAACGUUAUAUUUGAAACUUCUAUCACACUUUACACUGAUCAGAUUGAGACGCAGCUCCAGCUAUCAACUCUGAGUGAACAGAGUGAUCUGUACCCUGUGUCCGUCAUCCUCAACGUGGAGAACAAGAUCCUCACCUCAUUCUCUAUAGAGAAGCCAGUGUUGAGCACCUUUUUCAGUGGUAAAGUUGUGGGCGAGUCUGCCAUGAACACCACCAGUGACGUGGGCAGUCUAGUGGAGUUUGUUUUUAAGGUGAGUGUGGUUGGUGAACCGCUGGGAGAGUUGGGCACUCUGGUGAUGGAUUUUGAGUGGCCGUAUGAGGUGAUGAACGAAAAGUGGCUGCUAUAUCUAACAGAGAUCUUGACCAGUGGAACGUCAGAACCAAGGUGCAUUCCUGCUGGGGGAAUAGUCAAUCCACUCAACCUCAUAUUGUCAGAGAAAGGUCCCAAACGAAAUAAGCGAGACGCGGACAUUGGCCUGCUGCACACGGAUGCUACUAGGAACCCUCUUACCCCUCACAAAGAGAGCCACCUACUGAACUGCUCACAGCAAACAGCUCGCUGCGUGACCUUCUCAUGCCCCCUGAAAAACAUGUCUACUGAGGCUACGAUCAUCGUCAGAGCAAGGGUGUGGAACAGCACCAUGCUGGAGGACUAUGCUGAAGCUUUUCGAGUGACUGUUAUUGGACGUGUCACACUGAGGCUGUUGACAGAUAAACCUGCCAUCAAAAUGGACAGCGAAUUCAGAGAGUUUAUGGUCAACAUUGAUCCUGUGCCCGGAGAGGAAACGCCAUACAGUGCUCCUCUUUGGAUCUACAUCGUUGCAGGUGUAGCAGGAAUCCUUUUACUAGGCAUCAUCACCCUCAUACUAUGGAAGUGUGGUUUCUUUAAGCGGGCUAGUCGGAGGGAGAUGUACGAGGCCAAGGCUCAAAAAGCUGAGAUGAAGAUACAGCCGUCCGAGACCGAAAAGCUGACUGAGGACUACUGAGUCUGCAGGGGGGCUAACACUGGCCUCCCAGCAUGCCCUAUUGGUACCCCUCGUGUGGCUUCUUUAAGAGGGCUGUCUACUACAAGGUCAUGCCUAAGUACCACGGAGUGAAAAUACGCAAAGAAGAAAGGCACAAGUUUAGCCAGGCUUUCCGGCCCGAACGAGAACUCAACAAAAAGCUCUGGGUCACCAACUGGACAGAAAUGCGAGAAUAUUACUACUGAACAUUACUGGAAACAUGUCCUUACCCACCAGCUCAUGAUGACUGGAGGAUUUCCUUUCUUAUCUCCCAUGACAGUGACAUUUGAUAUGGGCUUUCUAAGCCUUCGCUCAUAGAACAUGAAUGGAAGUGGAGACGGAUGAACGCAUUUCUCGCGUUCCAGUGCAAUAUUGUGUCAGCUGUGUUGCAGAUGUGCAAAUGUCCUGCUGUUCCUUUAGUGAAAGUAUUGACCAGUUACUGAGAAGUGCUCUGGAACAUUCAUUGCUUGUGAGUAAUUGACUGUGGAGAUUUUCCCAAUCUUCACACUGAAAGUAUUCGUAAGAAAACGAAUGCCUUCUGCAUGGAUAUUGUUCCGUGUUGCAAGUGCCUGUGUAGCUUUACGCAUUAUGAUUCCACAUUCUGAAACUGUAGUUCUAAUCAAGUCAUGUCAUGCAGUGUAUUUAGUUUAGUGCUUGUUUGUGCCAUGUGGCAAAGUCUUUAAAGGAGCAGUUCAACGAAACAUUCACACACUUGUCCCCUUAGUCAAUCAACCAUGUUAUGUUUAGUGUGUAAAAGUUUGUUUCUUUCAUUUUGCACUGGAAGUACAAGUCUAUUGUAGCUGACAAAUAAUGGGAACUUACACCCCAACAAUUAGUGUCAUGCAAAGUGCAUGCCAAAGUCAGUACAUGGCUAAAAACAGUAUCAGCAGCCAUGUUAAACGUUAUGAGUGAUGGACUAGAUUGAGGUUAGGGGGAAAUUGUGCUAAUUUAAUUUUUGAUGAACCAUUGCUUUAAGUGUGUGAAGUAGUACAGAAUGGUGCUCACACUCCAACCGACACUGUGAGUGAUAUGCAUAAUGACUUGCAUCCAGCAUUCUGAUGGGAUUUUAUCUCAUUGUCCAUUGCAGAGCAAAGCUGACCAGCACACUAUGCUGAUUGUGAUGUAGCUGGUGCUAUAAAACUUGAUGUUUUAGCUUUAUUUUCAGAAUGAAACCCCACUCCAAAGUCAAAAGUUUGGACACACCUACUCAUAGAAGGUUUCAUCUGUUAGAAUAGUAAUGAAGACACAAAUACAAUGAAAUAACGUGGCAUUAUGCAGUGACCAAAUAGUGAUUAAAAUGCUUGGCAUUUUCUCAAGUAGCUUCAUAAGGACUUACCUCAUGUUUGAAGAAGAUGCACAUCUGCUGAGCCAUUGCUGGCUUCUGAUCGCUACUUGUUGGGUGGUGUUUAAAAAAAUCGACUUUUAAAUUGUACAUUUUGAUUUAAGAGGUAAAUUACUUUGCUGAAUUAAGAUUUAUUUCAUAUUAUGGUAUGCCAUUUCCUUGACUACUUUGACCAGUAAGAGUCAAUACACUGGAGAUUAUACUGUUUUCCAUGCAAGGUGUUUUAUAUUAGUGUUGUACCUGUCUGUAAAUAUUAAUGCACAGUGAGAUUAUUUAGUUGCAGCUGAAGUGUGAUGUUGCUUUAAAUGGAACUUUGGUACAUUUAAAAAGAAUUUUCCUCUCUUUAAAGUUUAGAUAUCUAUUAAGCCAAAACCUUGAAGACCAUAUAUCCUGCUGUUUUGCCUGUCUAGUUUUGUGAAACUAAAAUAUUUCUUAUGAUUUAUUACACCUGUAUGAAGUUUCAGAUAAAAUCACAGUGGUCCAUUAGAUGCAGUGCAGGAAUCACUUCAUUACUUUGGCAGUGAAUGGCAGGGUAAUUCAUACUGUGAGACUGCGUUUUUAAAGAUAAAUAGCUGAUGUGGUUUGAGGUCUUCUUUCUUACAGUCCUGAUACUGAUAUUAAAUGGGUUUUGUACAUAAAAGAAACUGGCAUUUUAACAUCUUUAUAGGUUGCUUCAUGUAUAGUAAAGUUUUCCUUAAGUUUUAAAGUUUGUGAUGUCCCCACACAACAUGUAUUAAUAUAAUCCUGUGGCCCUAAAAAGAAUGUGUUACACUUCUUUAGUGUCAGUGCCUACAGGCCUCUAGUCUAUGCCACACCACACAGAUGAAUCAGUAAGGUAGGUUACCAUUAAUAGCCUAUUGUUGGUGCCUAUAUACGAAUAUAAUUAGGCUUUUGAUGAAAUAUACUAGCUAAAACGCAUUGAUAACUGUUAUGUGCUGUGGUAGACAUGGCAUGUGAUCAAUUAUUAUACCACAAUGACUUUAAAAGGUAUGCCACUCUGUAUUCCACUUUAGCGAAGAAGUUCA